CCACCACGCGAGUAGUACUAGUACACCGCUGCGACUGCGAGCCAGCCAAGGAAAAGAAUGUUCUUGGAUCCCUCUGCCCUGCCACAACAUUCCUAGUCCCCCACCCUGGGUCUGCCCCCAUAAACAAACCCAGAAACCUCCUCCCAGUCCCCCCUACUCCCCCAGUCCUCCUCACUCACCGGCGGCAGCGCUGCCUAUCGACUUUUCCUUGACGGAGUCGGGAUCUUGCGCGGGAGAAUCCAAGGGAGUGUUCUUGCGUUGAGGAGUAAUUCGGUGGGUGGGUCUAGGUACCAGGAUUCUUCAAAAGGUCCGUUCUUUACGUUUCCAGAGGGGUUGCUUUUGUUUCGAGGAAUUCUGGGGAGGGUUGUGGAUCAGCGGUAGAUGCUCAACCUCGUGUCGGCGUUCCGCGUAAUCCGGAUGCUCUUCGAUUCCCAAAUCGUAGCGCCUGCCUGGAGGAUCGUCUUCGUUACUUUCUCGAGGAUUUGGGUCUAGGGUUGUCGGAGAAGCUGGAAUCUUUCUGCCUUUGAUCCCAAGGAACCUCACCGGCUGGCCCGUUGAUGCCGUGUGGCCUCCGCUGGGAAUCGGGACUUCUGACAUGGCCUGUCUGAAGCUGGGAUCAAGGGCCGAUGUGUUCAGGAAGCAGGGCCAAGACUGGUAUUGCACAACUGGUCUUCCUAGUGAUAUUACUGUGGUAGUUGGGGAACCAUCUUUUCAUCUCCACAAGUUUCCUCUAUUAUCAAAGAGUGGCCUUUUGGAACGUCUCAUUAGAGAGAAAAUUGAGAAGGGAGAAGAUAGCUGUGUCAUCGACCUAUCUGAUAUUCCUGGUGGAGCAAAGGCUUUUGAACUAGCUGCUAGGUUCUGCUAUGGUGUGAAGUUUGAAUUGACUUCCUCCAAUGUUGUGCACCUUCGCUGCGCUGCUGAGUAUCUCGAGAUGACUGAAGACAUUGCCGAGGGAAACUUGAUUGCACAGACUGAGAACUUCCUUACCCAAACAGUCCUCAAAAGCUGGAAAGAUUCAAUCAAGGCACUUCAUACUUGCGAUGGUGUCAUUGAUCUUGCUGAAAAAUUGCAAGUUGUAAAGAGGUGCAUCGACUCGGUUGCAACGAAAUCAUGUACUGAUCCGGAUGUAUUUGGUUGGCCAGUCUUGCAGUAUGGUGGUCCCACACAGAGUCCUGGAGGGAGCUUCUUGUGGAAUGGUAUUAGCACUGGAGCAAGGCCAAUAAAUUGCAGUUCAGAUUGGUGGUAUGAUGAUGUUUCGUGCUUAAGUCUUCCAUUGUACAAGAAGGUAAUCUCAGCCAUGGAAUACCGAGGCAUCAAUCAGGACAUUAUCGUUGGAUCCCUUAACCAUUAUGCCAAGAGGCGUUUACCUGGUCUAAAUCGGCGUAAAAGCAUUGGUGAUGUCAGCAGCUGCCUUUCAGCGACAACUUUAACAGCCAUGCCUUCUGAAGAGGAGCAGAAGUAUCUUCUUGAGGAGAUUGAUAGACUGUUGCCUUUUCAAAGGGAUGUUACAUCUUGCAAGCUGUUGUUUGGCCUUUUGCGCACAGCGAUCAUUCUUAAAGCCAGCUCCUCCUGUGUAUCUAACUUGGAGCGACGGAUAGGUUUGCAGCUUGACAAGGCCACUCUGGAAGAUCUUCUGAUAACAAACAUGUCUGAAGUUGAUGAAGCGCUCUAUGAUGUGGAUUGCGUCCAUAGGAUUCUUGGACACUUCUUGGCAAUGGAUCAAGAAACUGGUGGAGCUUCCCCUGGCCUUGGCGACGAUGGGCAACUAUUAGCUUCUCCAUCUCUAAUGCCGGUAACUAUGGUUGCUAAGUUGAUUGAUGGCUACCUAGCUGAAGUUGCGCCAGAUGCCAACCUAAAGUUGCCAAAGUUUAAGUCUUUGGCUGCUGCCAUACCAGAUUAUGCUCGGCCAAUAGAUGAUGGACUUUAUCGUGCUGUUGACAUCUAUCUGAAGGCGCAUCCCCAUCUCCCGGAGUCAGAGAAGGAAGAACUUUGCCAUGUGAUGGACUGCCAGAAACUCUCCCUGGAGGCUUGCACCCACGCAGCUCAGAAUGAGCGUCUCCCUCUGCGUGUCAUCGUGCAGGUACUCUUCUUUGAGCAGCUCCAGCUUCGGAGCUCCAUCGCCGAGUGCCUCAUGAUCUCCGAGAACCUCGAGGGUGGCUCGAGGCAGCUUGGCCUGCCAAUCUCUAGUGAACAACAUCAUGGCGUCGGCUGGCCCCUAGGUGCCAGGGAGAACCAGGCCCUGCGUGAUGGCAUGGACGGCAUGAAGCAGCGGGUGGCCGAGCUGGAGAAGGAGUGCUCCACCAUGAGAGAGGAGAUAGCGAGGCUGGGCCGCAGCAAAAGUGUCGGGAAGAGCAGGCUGUUCUUCCUCGGUCUUGGUGGCACGAAGCCGCAGAUCUGCAGCACCAAGGAUGCUGCUCCCGCAACGACGACAACAGCGGCGAGCGACGACGAAAAGCUGGCUGUGGUGAAGGCUGAUGCCACACCACGGCUGAAGCUCAGCAGACCCAAGAAAAACCUGUCCAUAGAGGCCUAGCUCCAUCGUCUGUCGAACCUGAUCACUUCAGAAAUGAGUUGCUUUUUUGCCUGUGAACCUGUUACUUGUUAGAUGCUUUUUACAUACCACCACCUGUGAAUGGAUGGACUGAAAGACACCUGAUUAUAAGUUUUUGACAGCCGACAAGUACAAUAUAUUGCGAGUGCAUUAGCCAUGAUGACAACUGUUUUUCAUGCCUC
Messenger RNA from Lolium rigidum, 2733 nucleotides. RefSeq names its product BTB/POZ domain-containing protein At1g30440-like. NCBI's taxonomy places the organism in Eukaryota, Viridiplantae, Streptophyta, Magnoliopsida, Poales, Poaceae. The transcript has 4 exons. The coding region runs from base 596 to 2533 and encodes 645 amino acids. Gene Ontology annotation, molecular function: protein binding. The record is from RefSeq and is a predicted model, not a curated record.